GCCAAUAAUACCAGUUGCCAGACAACUGUUCAAAUGUAUUUGAGAAUAACGGUGUAGAUCAGAAUCAACCGAUGGAUAUGUUAUUUCCAAUAUUUGAAAAUAAUGAAGUUAAAGCUCUCCUAGAGUCAUGGGAUCUGGCGUUUCUCCAUCAAACUUGCAUAAAUAAUUAUAUUGAUAUACCAGCAUUAAAGAACAUGCAAGUACAUCAUGUAGAAAAACUGUUAUUGCUUUAUCCACUUGGUGUAACAAUCAAAUUUGAGACUAGUCUUAAGUCAUGGCAAAAAACGCUUUCAGAUAAUGACAUAAUUAGUUUGCCCAGGAUAUGUGAAUCAUCAACGUCAGCAUUACCUUUAUCUAUUCCUCAGUCAAAAACAUCAUUUUGUCUUGAAACUGUAUUUGAAGAAAACAAUCAGUGUGCAUAUGUAAUUGAUUAUUAUGGUUUACAUAAUUGUUUAAAUGAUUCAUGCAGAUCAAUAAUUGUAACUGCUAUCAUAAAUCAUAUUAUAAAAGCAAAAAUACCAAUGUCUAUUUCUUUAGCAAAUGUUAUAGGAGACACAGUUGUUGCUAAAUUCCCCACUGAAUUAAAAGUAAUAGUCUUCAAUAGUAUAAACUGACAAUGAAUCAAUAUUAUACAGUUAAUUUUAUUUUAGGACAUAUACUUCAUUAAAGAUUCAAUUAAUAAAACUCCUAAAGGUAAAAUAUAUUCCAAGUAUUUUAACACCAUCAAACAACUUCAAAACCAUGGUUUAGUUGAUAAGAAAAUGUAUCAGUCAACUGAAUCAAAUUUGCCUACAAACCGAUCAUCAUCAUCAUUUGAUAACAUGAUAGAAAUUGAAGAUGUCAGUACAUAUAUUUCACAAUUGCAUCAUGAAGUACUAACAUGGCCUGAAAUUGAAAUAAUUUGGUCGAAAACAACCAAUUAUAGGUUAAAAAAUAUUAAAGAGGAUGGCAAUAUUUUUGUUAAUUGGAAGCACUUUAAAGAACCGAUGGGAUAUAGACUUGUGAGAAAUUUAUAUUAACUAGUUUCAUUGUCUUGUACUUUUGUAUUUCAUUCAUUUUAUAUGUUAAAAUAUAUUUUUUUCUAGGUUAAUAUCGAUUUCAAAAAAAUGUAUCCUGAAAGCAGUUUUAUUGAAAACUUUGAAAAAUCUCAGUCAAAUUUAUUGACAGUGCUGAAAGAAAAAAUAAAAGAUACUAGUUCAAAAAAACAAUUGGAUGAAAUGUUGAAAACCUCAUACCUAACUGAAAAUUGUAAAAAUGCGGUUCUAUUCUUCCUUCUUCAUUCGGUGUUUAUUCCAAGUUCUAGAAAGACAACCAGAGAUGAAAAUGGCAAAAUUUCUUCGAAGAAAUUUUCAAUUCGAGACUCUCAGAAUAGUUUUGUCAUAUUGGGAAAAACUAGUGCAGAAUUGGAGGAGUUAAUAUCUAAGAAAAAUACGAAAAUUCAACCAUGCUUGUUGAUAAUUGGCGAAAUUAAUGACCCUAAACAAAUUAUGGUGUACUUUGAUGGCAUUAAGUAUAUCAUAAAUACAAUAGUAAAAGCUAUUGAAAUCUGUUUCAAUAUUUAUUAUGUUUUUAAUAUUGAAUAUCCGCUAGAAUCUUCAAACUUUUGGUUAUUCAUUCAAAUAUACUAUUUUAAGAUAAAAACUAUGUAUGAUAAGCCUUGUAUACAAGUUAACCAAACGAUUGCUCAACUUAAAGCUUAUGAAAAUUAUAAUAUAACAUAACAUAACUAAUGAAAUGUAUUAGUUUGCGCCGUUUGCGGUUAUUGGACAACA
Myzus persicae (green peach aphid) is the source of this 1772-nucleotide messenger RNA. RefSeq lists its product as uncharacterized. NCBI's taxonomy places the organism in Eukaryota, Metazoa, Arthropoda, Insecta, Hemiptera, Aphididae. The coding region runs from base 1107 to 1721 and encodes 204 amino acids. The record is from RefSeq and is a predicted model, not a curated record. The transcript is spliced from 4 exons.